Messenger RNA from Salvelinus fontinalis (brook trout), 1089 nucleotides. Its product is annotated as protein FAM135A-like. Lineage: Eukaryota; Metazoa; Chordata; Actinopteri; Salmoniformes; Salmonidae. Bases 178 to 504 code for a protein of 108 amino acids. The record is from RefSeq and is a predicted model, not a curated record. The transcript has 3 exons.
CUCCACUGUAAUUCUCCACUAGUGUGAAGAAAGACCUGUAGGUUGUUCCUGUAUUUGUGUCGUGUGUGAUGAUAACUUCACAUCAGUUCAGGUAACUCACAUGGAUGCUCUCCUCCUUCCACAGGGGUCAUAAUGUCCCAGGUGAUGUAAGCCCUCUGUCUGCCUCUGAAGCCAAAGAUGAGUGAGGUGCAGGCCACGGUGGAGUUCUCUGUUGAGCUCCACAAGUUCUACAAUGUGGACCUGUUCCAAAGAGGGUUCUACCAGAUCCGUGCCAGUAUGAAGGUGCCACCACGAGUCCCUCACAAAGUAGAGGCCAGUCUACUCCACCCACCAGGUUCUGAUCUGGCCUUCCCUGCAGCUGUGGUCGAUGACGUCAUCUGCAGCAAGACCUUCCAGAUCCUCUAUAAGAACGAGGAGGUGGUUGUCAAUGAUGUGCUGGUGUUCAAAAUCAUGAUGCUGCUGGAUGAGAAGAAGGUAAUGAAGCUAGACUGUAGGCUAAGAUGAGGAAGCUAGACUGUAGGCUAAGAUGAGGAAGCUAGACUGUAGGCUAAGAUGAGGAAGCUAGACUGUAGGCUAAGAUGAGGAAGCUAGACUGUAGGCUAAGAUGAGGAAGCUAGACUGUAGGCUAAGAUGAGGAAGCUAGACUGUAGGCUAAGAUGAGGAAGCUAGACUGUAGGCUAAGAUGAGGAAGCUAGACUAAGACCGUGACCAAUGACCAAGUUGUCGUUGUGCUGGUUAGAAUCAGUUCUGCUAUAGAGGACAAUAGGCUCACUUUCACUGAGGCUCUGGCUAGCCUGUGUUCAAAUGUCCACAGUAGCAUACUACUUACAAUGCCCAAUACAUUGAAUCAUACUGAGUGAGCUUGAGCUGCAUUGCAGUGAUCCAUAUGAUUGGCCAAUUAGAUGCAGGCUAUUUAGACUAGAUAAAUCUAGCUUUAAUGUAGACAAUUUAGCCUAAUAUCUCACAUGGAUAUUGUUCACAAUAGCAUGUUAUAAAAUAAAUAUGUGGUAUGAUGGUAUGGAUAUAUGAAGAGAGACGAGGUAUGAUGGUAUGGAUAUAGGAAGAGAGAUGGGGUAUGAUGGUAUGGAU